UCAUGCUGCUGCCAGGUCCAGAUUGUGUCAAUGGGUCCCUGUACGCCCUCCCAUUGCUGCAGUCUCCAUCGCCCAGUACUCUGCCAUGUUGCCACCUUUCAGUCUCCUCUCACCACUGUUCAUUUUGUCAUGGUGGAUUAGGGUCCAUUGUGCUGAGGCCCAUCAUAGGGUGCUGGCAGCUGUACCGGUCCUCCCAUUGCCUGCUGCAGGCCCUUGCUGUGCAGGCCCGUAAUCUGCCAUGGGCCCCCUGUACCGCCCUCCUCAACGCUGCUGCCAGGCUCCAGAGUGUCUGUCAUGGGUCCCUGUAC
Messenger RNA from Staurois parvus, 308 nucleotides. NCBI's taxonomy places the organism in Eukaryota, Metazoa, Chordata, Amphibia, Anura, Ranidae. The record is from the annotation of a GenBank genome assembly.